This is a messenger RNA of Apodemus sylvaticus (European woodmouse), 1836 nucleotides long. RefSeq names its product PRAME family member 12-like. The record is from RefSeq and is a predicted model, not a curated record. Lineage: Eukaryota; Metazoa; Chordata; Mammalia; Rodentia; Muridae. The transcript has 7 exons. Gene Ontology annotation, cellular component: cytoplasm.
AUGAGUAUUCAGACCGCAGCCACACUCAAGAAGCUGGCAAUUCAGUCUCUGGUGAGAGAUGAGGCUUUGGCCAUAUCCGCUCUGGAGGAUCUCCCCUCUGUACUCUUCCCAGCACUGUUCAAGGAGGCUUUCAGUGGCAGACAAACCAAGCUCAUAAAGGCAAUGUUGGCAGCCUGGCCUUUCCCCUGUCUCCCUGUGGGGGCAUUGAUGAAGUCGCCUACACUGGAAAUGUUGCAAGCUGUGCUAGAUGGAAUAGACAUGCGACUGACUAAAGGGUUUCACCCCAGAAAGGGAAAACUUCAGGUUCUGGACCUGAGGAAUGUGCACCAUGCCUUUUGGAACAUAUGGGCCGGUACAGAGGACGAUAGCUGUUCUUCGGAGCCCUUGGAUGAGAAGCCGGUAGUGAAGGUCCUUCCCAGAUAUGCAGUGAGGAGGCAGCUGAAGGUGGUAGCCGAGUUGUGCCUCAGGCCACGCCUUGAUGAAGCACAAGCAGCCUUCUUGAAGUGGGCCCAGCAGAGAAAGGACUCCCUACAUUUGUGUUGUGCAAAGAUGAAGAUCUGGGCUAUGCCCAUGGACUUUAUCAGCAAGAUCUUGAAUAUAUUUCAUCCAGAGCAUAUUGAGGAAUUGGAACUGAACACUCAGUGGAAUUUGUACAAGCUGGCCGAAUUUGCUUCCUGCUUUGGGCAGAUGAGAAAUCUUUGCAAACUCUUCCUGGCACCCCUCUACUAGAACGUCUUCAAGAUUGCCAAUAGGACAGGAGACAGAGAAGAGCAGUAUAUCCAGGAGUUCAUAUCUGUCUUCUCCAAAUUCAAUUGUCUCCAGCAUCUCUCCAUGAGUGGUGUCCAUUUCCUCAAAGACCACAUGAAUCAGGUCCUCAGGCACCUGAUGACGCCACUGAGCUCCCUUUCUGUCACUCACUACCAACUUUCACAGUCAGACAUGGAUUCCUUCUCCCACUGCCAGAGUGUCUUUCAGCUAAAACAUCUGGAAAUGAGAGGUGUGGUUCUAACAGAUUUGGAUCUGAUGCCUAUGAAAUGUCUCCUCCAAAAAGUGGCAGAUACUCUAGAAACUCUGGAUUUUCAGGGAUGUAGGGUGAAGGACUCCCAGCUCAUUGCCCUCCUACUUGCCCUCACACAUUGCUCUCAGCUCACCAAGAUCAACUUCUACAACAAUUGCUUCUCCAUGCCCAUCCUGAAGGACCUUUUGGAGCACACAGUCAACUGGAGCAAGAUGAAUGUGGAACAAUACUCUGCCCCUCUGGAGUGCUAUGAUAGGUUGGCUCAUGUCUACAGAGUAAGAUUUUCCCAACUGUGUCUGCAGCUACUGGAAACUCUCAGGGCAAUAAGGCAGCCCAAGAACAUCUCCUUUGCUACAGAUAAUUGUCCUAAAUGUGGUGAGCGCUGUGUUCUGGACCUGAGGAAUGUGCACCAUGCCUUUUGGAACAUAUGGGCCGGUACAGAGGACGAUAGCUGUUCUUCGGAACCCUUGGAUGAGAAGCCGGUAGUGAAGGUCCUUCCCAGAUAUGCAGUGAGGAGGCAGCUGAAUGUGGUAGCCGAGUUGUGCCUCAGGCCACGCCUUGAUGAAGCACAAGCAGCCUUCUUGAACAGGGGAAAACUUCAGGUUCUGGACCUGAGGAAUGUGCACCAUGCCUUUUGGAACAUAUGGGCCGGUACAGAGGACGAUAGCUGUUCUUCGGAGCCCUUGGAUGAGAAGCCGGUAGUGAAGGUCCUUCCCAGAUAUGUAGUGCGGAGGCAGCUGAAGGUGGUAGCCGAAUUGUGCCUCAGGCCACGCCUUGAUGAAGCACAAGCAGCCUUCUUGAAGAAGCAGGCUUUGUAG